AUGGCUUCCAGUAGUGGUAGUACUUCCAAGUCUGAUGAUCGGCAGCAUUAUCGAGACAGAGAAGCAGCCCAGGAAAAGCAAAGUGGUGAGUCAUCAUCGUCAUCAAGCUCGAAGCAAAUAAAGUAUAUACCAUUUGUUGUUGUAGGCAUAAUUGUGGUGAUGAGUGCAGCUAUGGGGAUGAUUUGGGCAGUGGUGAAACCCAAACGCCCUGUUUAUGCUAUGGAAUACGCUCAUAUUGAAAAUGUGACACUAUUCCCCAACCCUAUGCCCACAUCUCUCAUUGGCAACUUUAGCUUUGUGAUGAGGGCCUAUAAUCCCAACAAGAAUUCCACCAUUUUCUACGAAUCCAUGAAGAUUUUUAACACUACUGACAGUGGAAAUGAAAGUGCUACUCCUUUUAGGCUUGUAAAGAAUUUCUGUCAACCUGCUUUCAAUGUGACUCGGAUUCCUUUCAAAGUUCCGGUACAGACCUCGAGCGGGCCUGAUGAUAAUAUGCUUGGGUACCUACAGCACGGCAGAAUCACAAUGAACAUUUCGGUCGAGGCGAAGAUGAUAUUUAAGUAUAGAUUGUGGACAUUUAUGCCUCGCACUAUUAAGAUUUAUUGUCAGCCUGCGGCUGUAUUUCUGGGAAACAAUUCUCAGCCCAGCGAUUGCUACAUUAAUUUUUAA
Ziziphus jujuba (common jujube) is the source of this 669-nucleotide messenger RNA. RefSeq lists its product as uncharacterized. Gene Ontology annotation, cellular component: plasma membrane. The record is from RefSeq and is a predicted model, not a curated record. Bases 1 to 669 code for a protein of 222 amino acids. Lineage: Eukaryota; Viridiplantae; Streptophyta; Magnoliopsida; Rosales; Rhamnaceae. The transcript has a single exon.